CCUUUUCUCAAAUUUGUUAAUAUCACAUCAUGUCUGUUCUCGAUCAAAUCAAGCAAUUCACCACCAUCGUCGCUGACUCUGGUGACUUUGAAACUAUUGCUGAAUACAAACCACAAGACGCUACCACCAAUCCUUCGCUGAUUCUCGCAGCAAGCCAAAAGCCCCAAUAUGCCAAGCUUAUCGAUAAUGCCAUUGAAUAUGCCAAAUCCAAGUGCAGCAAACCCGAAGAACAAGCGGAUUGGGCUAUGGACAAAUUAUUGGUAAACUUUGGUUGCGAAAUUCUCAAGAUUGUUCCCGGACGUGUGUCGACCGAGGUGGAUGCCCGUUUAUCGUUUGACAAGGACGCAACUAUUGAAAAGGCCAAGCGUUUGAUCAAGAUGUACGCAGAUGAAGGUGUGGAUAAGAAGCGUGUCCUCAUCAAGAUCGCCUCCACCUGGGAAGGUAUUCAGGCAGCCCAUGUCCUCGAACAGGAGCAUCAAAUCCACUGCAACUUGACUUUGCUGUUUGGUUUCCCUCAAGCCGUGGCUUGCGCUGAAGCCGGCGUGACUCUGAUUUCACCUUUUGUUGGUCGUAUUCUUGACUGGCACAAGAAAGCCAGCGGCAAGGACUUCCAGGGCGCCGAAGAUCCCGGUGUGAUCUCGGUUAGCAAUAUCUACAACUACUACAAACAAAACGGCUACAAGACCAUUGUCAUGGGUGCUUCUUUCCGUAACACGGGUGAAAUUGAAGAGUUAGCCGGUUGUGACUUCUUGACCAUUUCGCCUGCUCUGUUAGCCAAACUCAAGGAGGAUAAGAAGAAGCUUGAACGUAAAUUGAGCCCCGAAAAGGCCAACGCCAAGAAGAUGGAGAAGGUCAGCUACUUCAAGAAUGAAAAGGCCUUCCGUUGGGAAAUGAACCAGGAUGCUAUGGCUACCGAGAAAUUAUCAGAAGGUAUCCGCAACUUUGCCGCCGAUGGCAACAAGCUCCACAAGGUGCUUCAAGAAAAGUUGGCAUAAAUUUGCUAGUUAGCCAUCUUACUUUCUACAAUGUAAUUAAAAAGAAAUCACACUUCUGUUUUUAAAAACUUCAGUCAUACAAUAAUAAAAAAAGUAAAAAAAAAAAAAAAAGUGUCAUGAGC
Molecule: messenger RNA, 1117 nt
Organism: Radiomyces spectabilis
Lineage: Eukaryota; Fungi; Mucoromycota; Mucoromycetes; Mucorales; Radiomycetaceae
Product: transaldolase
Exons: 3
Coding region: 30-995 (321 amino acids)
Biological process (GO): pentose-phosphate shunt, non-oxidative branch; pentose-phosphate shunt; carbohydrate metabolic process
Cellular component (GO): intracellular anatomical structure; cytoplasm
Molecular function (GO): transaldolase activity
Source: RefSeq, a predicted model, not a curated record